AUUAAAAUGAAUGACGAUAGAGGUUUCAACGAAGAGCUAGAGUUCUUUUUAAACGACUUAGACGAAAUGAACUACGAAUUGACAAGUAGUGAUGACGAAGAAGCUCGGCGUGAAAGGCGCAUUGAAGUACGCAGAAGAAUGGUUCCUUUCUAUUCUAGACGAACCGAUAUGUACGACGAGUUUUUUAAUGACGAUCAAUUAUACAAAACCUUUCGUUUUGAUAGAGCUUCACUCCAAUUUAUUGAAGGAUUGAUAAAUGAUAAACUCGAACGAAAAUUAAAUGGUCGAAAGUUUCUUACACCGAUGCAGCAAAUUCUUGCUGCACUAAAUUUUUAUGCCACUGGAACUUUUCAAAAAGAGGUUGGACAUGUUCUUAGAAUGAGUCAAUCAUCGGUGUGUCGCAGCGUACAUGACGUUUCAAGUGCAUUAUGCUCUAUAGCACGAGAAUGGAUUUCUUUCCCAGAAAAUUUAAAUAUGGUAUGUCUUGAGUUCUCAGAAUUUGCUGGUUUUCGUGGUAUAAUUGGUGCAAUUGAUGGAUGUCAUAUAAAAAUAGCAAGGCCAUGGGUUGACGAGAAAAUCUAUGUUAACCGUAAAAAUUUUCAUUCUAUCAACGUACAGGCUAUUUGUGAUGCCAAUGGUAGGGCGUUAAGCGUCUAUGCAAAGAAACCCGGAAGCACUAAUGAUGCAGCAAUGUUUGUUGAAAGUAUAAUUGGUCAACGGUUAGCAAGAGGAGAUUUUUCUCCUUUUCAUUUAAUCGGGGACAGUGGCUAUGCAUGUACACCUUAUUUACUUACGCCAUAUGCAGUGCCGAGAAAUGAACCAGAACGAAGAUUUAACGUUGCUCACAAAAAGUCUAGGUGCGUAAUCGAACGGUUUUUUGGUAUGGUAAAGCGUAGGUUUCCGGCUCUUUUCUUUGGAAUACGCAUGCAACCCGGUCGUGCUUGUCGCGUGAUAAUGGCAUGCUUCAUCCUUCACAAUAUAGCCCUAUCACGAAGACAACCAGAUUUCGACGACGAUAUAGCAGUUAAUCAUUUUGAGGAACAAGAUUAUGACAAUCAACCCGAUAGACAAGAAAAUUUGGCUCAAGCAGCUCUACGUCUACGAAGACAAGGUUUCGAAAAGCGAAAUCGAAUGACAUUGAAUGAUUUCACUCGUUAA
Molecule: messenger RNA, 1158 nt
Organism: Daphnia magna
Lineage: Eukaryota; Metazoa; Arthropoda; Branchiopoda; Diplostraca; Daphniidae
Product: putative nuclease HARBI1
Exons: 4
Coding region: 7-1158 (383 amino acids)
Source: RefSeq, a predicted model, not a curated record